This is a messenger RNA of Brugia pahangi, 441 nucleotides long. Lineage: Eukaryota; Metazoa; Nematoda; Chromadorea; Rhabditida; Onchocercidae. The record is from the annotation of a GenBank genome assembly.
AUGCGUCUGUCAAUGAAUUGUUCUCUGCUUGAUUUGGCGCUAUUUGAAAAGUGUUGGCGGUGUUGGCAUUCAUAUUCAGGCGAGACUCUCGAAUCACUUUCGAACAGAAAUUCGUUAAUGAAAAAAAAAAAAAAAGACGAAAGCAAAAAUAAAUUAAUCGUGUCAGAGGAAGCCAAAUAUUCAUAUCACAAUUUUGAGCACGCUAACGGACGUGAAGUGAUCAUCACUGUAACGGCACGACUUGUCAAGAAACAAAAUAAAGAACAAAAAAAGUUGGAACAGGAUGUAAAAAUUGAACAUCGAAAACGAAAUCAUACGAAAUAUGUAAACAAUACUGCAUCACAAACUGAUAAAUCAACCAGUGUUUACAGCCAGAAUAACAAUUCUGCCACUAAAUGGUAUGAUAAAAGAAAGAACAGAUAUCACUAUGGCAAAGAAUAA